This is a messenger RNA of Lachancea meyersii CBS 8951, 1761 nucleotides long. NCBI's taxonomy places the organism in Eukaryota, Fungi, Ascomycota, Saccharomycetes, Saccharomycetales, Saccharomycetaceae. The record is from the annotation of a GenBank genome assembly.
AUGGGUCUAAAAAAUCUAGGUUCAUUCUUCUCCCUGAAGGCUCUCGAUUCCAGGCUAGAUCCAGGAACAGAUCAAAAGCGCAUACAGAAGGCCAAUCUAGGAGCAACGAAAAGCCGGUGGAAUACGCUAGAAUUCAAACUAUAUUAUGUUGCUUUCGCAGUCAUUGUUCCGAUGAUGGUGAAAGCUGCAAUGUCGGCUACAAACGAGCAGAACCCCAACUUUCCAAGAAUUGAGCCAUUGCUUAGCCAAGGUUGGAUCGGGGGCCGUAAGGUGGACAACAGUGACUCGCAGUACAGGUUUUUCCGUGACAACCUUCCUCUUCUUCUUGGUCUCGCUGUGUUACAUGUGCUUCUGAAGAAAAUCGUGCUGCGAGCCUCGCAGUGUCGAAAAGUCACAUUCGAUUUGAUUUUCGGGCUUAUUUUUCUGUUCGCAGCGCAUGGUGGCAACGCUCUGCGUGUUUUGGGACACUUGCUGAUCAAUUUCACGAUUGCCAAGUGUCUUCGCAGAAGGCCGAGAGUGGCCAAAUUCUUGACCUGGACUUACGGUAUUGGGUCUUUAUUUAUUAACGACAACUACCGCAAGUACCCUUUCGGAAACGUUCUGUCCAUUCUGUCCCCUCUAGAUUCGUCCUUUACAGGCAUAAUUGAACGUUGGGAUGUAUUUUACAAUUUCACAUUGCUGAGAAUGCUAAGUUUCGAUAUGGACUUCCUUGAGAAGUGGCAGGAAAUUAAGAAAGUCAAAAAAAGUGCCACACCUUCGCCUUCACCACCAAUCAAACCAGAGCUCAAAAGAUCAGCAUCUUCUGCUACGACCCUAGAGACCAUUUGUGAAAACGGCAACAACAAUUUACUUCUCGAAGAACGUGCAAGACUCAACGCUCCUCAUCACAUCCAAGAUUACUCCUUGUCUCAUUACCUCGCUUACAUCACCUACACUCCACUAUUUAUCGCGGGGCCAAUAAUUACUUUCAAUGACUAUUUGUACCAGUCCCAACAAACCUUGCCAUCUAUUAACCGUAAGGCAAUAGUCAUUUACGCUUUACGAUUUUCAUUUUGCGUAUUGACGAUGGAAGUUGUCCUGCACUAUAUUUAUGCCGUUGCGGUUUCUAAAACAAAAGCUUGGGAAGGCGACACGCCUUUUGAGAUCUCAAUGAUUGGUCUUUUCAACCUCAAUAUCGUCUGGUUGAAGCUAUUGAUUCCUUGGAGACUUUUCAGACUGUGGUCUUUGGUUGAUGGAAUCGAUCCACCUGAAAAUAUGCUUCGCUGCAUGAAUAAUAAUUUUAGUGCAUUGGCGUUCUGGAGAGCAUGGCACAGAUCAUUCAAUAAAUGGGUUGUGCGUUAUAUUUAUAUCCCAUUGGGAGGUUCUAAUAGUCGGAUACUCACUUCCUUGGCUGUCUUCUCUUUUGUGGCGAUCUGGCAUGAUAUCGAGCUGAAACUUUUGCUAUGGGGUUGGCUCAUUGUUCUGUUUUUGUUGCCAGAAAUAACUGCACAGCAGUACUUUUCAGGCUGUCAUAAAAGGCCUUGGUACAGAUACCUGCGCUCUGUAGGUGCUGUAUUCAAUAUUUGGAUGAUGAUGAUCGCCAAUUUGUUUGGGUUCUGUUUGGGUUACGAUGGUACCGUCUAUCUCAUCAAAGGACUUUUCUUGACUUGGUCGGGUAUCAAAUUCCUGAUAUGUGCAAAUGCGGCCCUCUUCGUAGCCACGCAAGUCAUGUUUGAGCAAAGAGAGCAUGAGAAACGGAAAGGAGUAAAUGUAAAAUGCUAG